Lottia gigantea (owl limpet) is the source of this 1071-nucleotide messenger RNA. RefSeq lists its product as hypothetical. Lineage: Eukaryota; Metazoa; Mollusca; Gastropoda; Lottiidae. Bases 1 to 1071 code for a protein of 356 amino acids. The record is from RefSeq and is a predicted model, not a curated record. The transcript has 5 exons.
AUGUUACUUUCAACAAAUUUUUUCUUGAAUUUGGUUUUUAUACUGCAAUUAUACGAAUACAACUGUCAAUUAAAAAUUUUCACACCUGAUGAUGAGACAUAUGCUAUGCCAUUGUCAAAUUACGGAAUUGACAUCACCAAUGUAACAGACUUAAAAUUUUCUGUUAAGGCAUGUGCCAAUUUACACGUGAUAAUUCAGAAAACACCAACGGUUGAUUUGAACACAAAUGGAAAUUAUGUCUUCGUGUUAGGGUCAUAUAAUGGUGCGAAUGUUGAAAUUAAGCAAGCUGUGCACUGUGAUAGUCUUACAUGGCAAUCAAAUUCAGUUUUAAAUUGUAGUGCAUAUGAAUCUUUUUGGAUCAGCUGGAAAGACGGUGAUUUAAAAAUAGGAAAAGGAACGGUUUUAUUCGCUGAUGAAAUAAUUGCAUCUUCUGUUCUGCCUCUUGUUGAUUAUAAAUAUGCCUUUCUUCUGACCGGUUGGGGCAGUCAAGGAUGCUGGAAUGUGGAUAUUGGAACCAGAAUUAUCAGUUAUCGCACCAAGGUAGUAAACAAUAACAAAAUGAUACAAGGAAGCGGAAUUCAGACUUACACGGUGAACUCUAAACUGGAAUGUCUUACAAGAAAUAUUCAAACGGAACCAGACCCUUCUUUCAAUACUUCUACUAUUUUACUCUCGAAACCGAAAUCUAUAUUUUACACGUAUGAUGUUUGUUUAAAUAUCUAUGUUCAGAUUAUCGUUUUCUCACUAUUUUAUUUCAGAUGUAAAAAGAAAUAUAAGAAUAAAAUAAAGACCCAAGUUGAAAAUAACAAAUUACAACAACUCGGAUUAACAGAAAAUUUACAAACUCUAUUUCAACCAAUAUUAAAAACUCAAGAGGAUAUUAAAAAGAAAUUAGCUAACGUUAAUCCUUCUCGUAUAGAAGCUAAAGUUAAUCCUUAUCAUAUAGAAUAUCCACCUAUUGAUUAUAGUGAAAUUAUAAUAAGGACAUUAGAUGAUAUAAAACAUCAUUUUUCAAAUCCAGAUCCAAACUUACCUAAAACAAUUAAAUCAACAAUUGAUGAGGAUGGAUAA